GAUGCUCGCGGCUUGUUUCUGUCCAGUCUUGGGUGACUCUCUGCACAAUCCAGUACCACAAAGGGAGUUGUACGCCCUCUGCCACCCCCAGUUGCCAAGUCAUCACCCCUAAAGCCGCGUGGCCCCUGGCGGCGGCCAUCGACAAACCGGCCAAGCUUUUGGACCCACCGUCCCCACCCUCUGACCAGUAGCUGGGAAAAAUGGAACUGACUGGUGUGCUCAGAGCCCUGGAGCUGGGGUGGGGUGGGGCGGCGGCUCCCAGGAUCCCAAGGCCGCGCACCUGCCUCCUCCCCCGCCCCCGCCCCCACCUGAGGGUUCGGGAACAAAGGUGCUUUGUACCCGCCACAACUACCUCAUUACUUCGUCUUUGAGACUGGGGCCUCGUAGACCCCCUGAGUCUAGAACGAAGGUGUGAGGCUGAAAGGGACAAGCGCCAAACCCAAGAUGGGCAUCGAGCUCGCCACUGGGGCGAGUCUCAGGAGUGGGGGUCUCAGGAGGCGAUUUCUCUUUGCGUGGGGGAGGGGGUCUCAGGAGGCGAUUUAUCCCUUCCUCUCGCGCUAUCCCUAGCUGUGUAAAGAAAAAGGAGCAAUGGUGCCUAAGAUGGCUGGACAAGCUUCGUGGAUCCUCGCCCGCGUCUCACUUGCCUCUUUCUGGGCCAAGAGCGGGCUCGUACUUAAAUCUUCCAAGGUUCUAAUAAGGCUUUCUACCGUGUACUAAUACAGACACGAAAGACACGACCUCCCUAAAACAACUCCUAGACAGUGGAAUACGUCCCUCCUCACCACCCCUUGGGAAGAGCUUGGCUAAGCAGGCGCGCCAUACAGCGCACAGAAGGUUAACAAGAGUUGGCUUUGAAUGAAGAGGCGGAGACGCGCCCCCAUUGGUGGAAAGUUAUCCCGGGGCGUGGCCUGCUGCUUCGAGGAGACGCCGUGGUGGAGCUGGGCCUCAAGGAUUACCUAGACAUCUUCUGUCCUCACUAUGAGAGUCCAGGGCCCCCUGAGGGCCCUGAGACGUUUGCUUUAUACAUGGUGGACCGGCCAGGCUAUGAGGCCUGCCGGGCUGAGGGGCCGGGUGCUUUCAAGCGCUGGGAGUGCUCCCUCCCCUUUGCUCCCUUUGGCCCUGUUCGAUUCUCAGAGAAGAUUCAGCGCUUCACACCCUUCUCCCUUGGCUUCGAGUUCUUGCCUGGAGAGACCUACUACUACAUCUCAGUGCCAACUCCGGAGAGUCCUGGCCAGUGCUUGAGGCUCCAGGUGUCUGUCUGCUGCAAGGAGGACAAGCCUGAGUCAGCCCAUCCUGUUGGGAGCCCUGGAGAGAGUGGCACAUCAGGGUGGCAAGGGGGUGCCACUCCCAGCCCGCUCUGUCUCUUGCUGCUGCUGCUGCUCCCAAUUCUACGUCUCCUGAGAGUUCUCUGAGCCAAGUGGACCAUUCCUGCCACCCCCAGGAACCAGAGCCCUCCCAAGACUUCCCUGGAAGAGGGCCCCUGCCACCUACCUGAGCUGGGAGUGCCAAGACAGACAGACAAGAUGGAAGAGUGAUGGGGGAGGUCAGAGGGUCUGAAGUGACCCUUCUAGGUGCUGGCCUCCUCAUCAGGCUGGAGGAGCAGCAGGGGAGCUGCAGACAGCCCUGGGCACCCUGGAGCAGAGGCGAGACAAACAUAGGGUCUCUGUCAGCUGCUUUGAUGUUCUCAUCCCAUCCCCCAGGAAGACUGGGAUGCGGUGGAUCAGAUCCUUGAGCCUGCUGGGGGCCAAGGCCAACGACCUGGGGACAGGUAGAUUGCUGGACCAGGGCAAGGAAGCAGCCCAGGCCUGCCAUCUGUGCCCAGUACCCCGUGGGCCUCUUCCCUGGGACAGCACCUUUCCUCCCCAGGGGGUCACCUACUUGUCUUCUGUGAAGACGGACUUGCCAUGAGGUUGAAUUUCAUGCCAAUUUGUAUUUUUGUAAGUGUCUGGACCAAACCUUCAAUAAACCACCCAUAUUUUUGUUGCUCUCCCCAACCCAUCGCCCUCUGCC
Molecule: messenger RNA, 2010 nt
Organism: Vicugna pacos (alpaca)
Lineage: Eukaryota; Metazoa; Chordata; Mammalia; Artiodactyla; Camelidae
Source: RefSeq, a predicted model, not a curated record